AAUUGAGCAGGAAACAGAAGAUUUUCUUGAUCUUCCGUAUUGGGAUGACGUCUUGGUCAGUGAUCUCCUGAAGGAAGAGUACGAGAUAUACAAUGGAGAGCUGUCAGAUGACGAAAAGUGAGAUGCUAAAAUUUAUAAUCUUUCUUUCUCGUUUGAUUGCUUUUAUUUCACAAAUUUCACAGGAUAAUUGUCGGAAGUGAGGAAAAGCAGAGUGAGGAAAGGCAAACUAAGGACACUUCCCUCAAAUGUGGAAUUUGUGGAAGGUAUUUUGAAUACAAGUCCUUUUUGAAGAAUCACAUGGUUAGCCACUCCACUGAGAAAAAAUUUGAGUGUGCUGUUUGCUCAAAGAAGUACAAGAGCAAGUUAUUGAUUUUGAGCCAUCUGAAAACACAUUUUAAAAAGCCUCGUUCGUGUCCACACUGCAAGAAGAAAUUCGAGAAUGCACUGGAACUGCAAAAGCACAUCCGGAAGGAGAUUUGCUGGCAAAAUGUUGCAUAUUUAUGCAAAUGCGGAAUGUUUUGCCAGAGUCGUUACAUUCCUCACAAGCAUUUGGAAAGUCACAAGACGUAUCAAUGCAACAGUUGCGAUCGCAAAUUUUCGUACGAGCAUUCACUGAUUCGUCAUAUGAAUCUGCUAAGAACGGAAAAGGCAUUUGUUUGCGAGAUUUGCCAAAAAAAAUUCUGUAGGAAGUCGGAUUUGAAUGUCCAUAAAGUCUCCACGCCGACUUGUUCGAUCACCAAAUGUCCUUAUUGCGCCAAAAUCUUCGAAAAGCAGUACCUUUUCACCAAGCACAUGAAUAAUCAGCACAGUGGUCUUCCCAAACAGCCAAACAAAUCUCUGUCGUGCCAGAUCUGCAAGGAAGUCUUCGUGAAUAUUGCAGAUCUAAUGGAUCAUGUGAAGAUACAUAAACUUGAGGACAAGCGUGUGAUUUGCACGAUUUGCGAGAGUAUCUUCAAAUCAAAAACCAAUCUCGAGAAGCACUAUAAGACAUUCCACAAGGAGUCGAGGCUCUAAAUCAUAGUGUUGGGCAAAAAGGAUUCUGAAUUAUCAAACAAACUAAGACAAACUGGAUAUUUUGAAAAGCAUGAAUUCAACUUUAAUAAA
Messenger RNA from Phlebotomus argentipes, 1104 nucleotides. Its product is annotated as zinc finger protein 121-like. The transcript has 2 exons. Gene Ontology annotation, cellular component: nucleus. The record is from RefSeq and is a predicted model, not a curated record. Lineage: Eukaryota; Metazoa; Arthropoda; Insecta; Diptera; Psychodidae. The coding region runs from base 298 to 1014 and encodes 238 amino acids. Gene Ontology annotation, biological process: regulation of transcription by RNA polymerase II. Gene Ontology annotation, molecular function: RNA polymerase II cis-regulatory region sequence-specific DNA binding; DNA-binding transcription activator activity, RNA polymerase II-specific.